Molecule: messenger RNA, 3780 nt
Organism: Columba livia (rock pigeon)
Lineage: Eukaryota; Metazoa; Chordata; Aves; Columbiformes; Columbidae
Gene: TENT5B
Product: terminal nucleotidyltransferase 5B
Exons: 2
Coding region: 232-1428 (398 amino acids)
Biological process (GO): mRNA stabilization
Molecular function (GO): poly(A) RNA polymerase activity; RNA binding
Source: RefSeq, a predicted model, not a curated record
GCGGGGCAGCGCAGCGCUCAGCGUAGCCGGUGGCGGGCGGGGAGCGGCGCGGGCCGGUUCGUCCGUUGUAGCGUCUCUUUCGGGCACCGACCGCGCCUCCCCGCCUGCGCCCCGCGGGACCCUCCUCUCUCAAACAGCUUGUUUUUGUUGUUGUUAUUAUUAUUUUUUUUCCUCCCGGCACUUCCGGGUGACUCGGGCUCCUCUUCCGGCGCGUUCGGGCUGCGGGGGGCGAUGCUGGUGGCGGAGGCCGCGCCCGCUCCGGGCCCUGCGGAGAAACUCGGCGAGCGCUUCAGCGUCCUGACGUGGGAGCAGGUGCAGCGGCUGGACCAGAUCCUGGGCGAGGCCGUGCCCAUCCACGGCCGCGGGAACUUCCCCACGCUCUCGGUGCGGCCCCGGACCAUCGUCCAGGUUGUCCGUAGUCGCCUGGAGAAGAAAGGAAUCGCAGUGCAUAACGUAAGGUUGAAUGGCUCAGCAGCCAGUCACGUUCUACAUCAAGACAGUGGCUUGGGGUACAAAGACUUAGACCUCAUCUUCGGUGUGGAUCUGAAGACUGAAGAUGUGUUCCAGCUGGUGAAGGACGUGGUCAUGGAUUGCCUUCUCGACUUCCUCCCAGAAGGUGUCAACAAAGACAAGAUCACCCCCAUGACUCUGAAGGAGGCCUACGUGCAGAAGCUGGUGAAGGUUUGUAACGAGACCGACCGCUGGAGCCUCAUCUCGCUUUCCAACAACAGCGGGAAGAACGUGGAGCUCAAAUUCGUGGACUCUCUCCGGCGGCAGUUUGAGUUCAGCGUGGACUCCUUCCAGAUCAUCCUGGACUCGUUUCUGCUGUUUGGGGAGUGCUCGGAGAACCCCAUGUCCGAGAGCUUCCACCCCACGGUCACCGGGGAGAGCAUGUACGGGGACUUCGAGGAGGCGAUGGACCAUCUGCGGAGCAGGGUGAUCGCCACGAGGAACCCGGAGGAGAUCAGAGGUGGGGGGCUUCUGAAAUACUGCAACCUCUUGGUGAGGGGCUUUAAGCCCAAAUCGGAAGCGGAUAUGAAGGUGCUACAGCGAUACAUGUGCUCCAGGUUCUUCAUAGACUUCUCAGACAUCGGGGAGCAGCAGAGGAAGCUGGAGUGCUACCUUCAGAGCCACUUUGUCGGGAUGGAGAGCAAACGAUAUGACUAUUUGAUGACCCUCCACAGGGUGGUCAAUGAGAGCACGGUCUGUCUCAUGGGACACGAAAGGAGGCAGACCCUGAACCUCAUUGCCAUGCUGGCUGUCAGAGUCCUGGCUGAGCAGAACAUCAUCCCCACCAUCACAAACGUUACCUGCUACUACCAGCCAGCUCCUUACGUCAGCGAAAUAAACUUCAACUACUACGUCGCCCACGUGCAACCCUUCCUGCCUUGCAAUCAGUCCUACCCGACGUGGCUUCCCUGUAACUGAGCCAGGACAAACAUCAGGGUCUGUCCUCCGAGGUAUUUCCUUGCCUUGGGGAAUGGGGAGAGUGGGGGGCAAAAAGAAAAGAGGAAAAAAAAAACUUUCUAGAACUCUAAGCAAAGGAAACUUCCUGGACUCGUAAGCGUCUCGUUCCUGGGGUGGCUGGAACGAGGCCUGUCUGCUGUACACUGUGAUGGGAAGUGCAGUGCGUUGGAAAUGAGAGAACUCGGACGUUUACAGGAAGACUCGAUUGCUUUUUGAAUCCUGGAGGGCAGGGAAGCGCGAGGGGAGACUGUAGAGUUCUGCUGAGGUAGAGCUGCACUGCCCUGAAACGGAUCUGAAUUGGGAUUUAUGUUUGUUUUAGUGCGGGAGGUGUUAUGGGUGUGCAGACUUGUGGUUUCUGAAGAUAGAAGCCAGAGUGGCUAAUUCCUUUGAUGGACCAAAGAAUCCUGUUUAAGUGCCUGUAACAAUAUAAACACAACUGUACUGUAAACCUUCAUUUUCUUUUGCAGGGGCUGACAUCCCGAGAGCUCGAGUGGGGAUGUCCAGAGAGCAAAACGUUUCUGUUGCGGGGUGGGGGGGUCGUAAGAUCAUUUCUAGUAGCCUCGCGGAAGCACGAAUGGGAUGCGGGUUACGUGUCGCUGAGGUUUUCUGAUGGCUUGGCGCCUGGGGGGGGGACGAGUGACCCCGUGGGGACGCCUGAAACUGGGGACACUGGGGGCGGGGGGAGAACGUGCAGAGCUUUGUGGAGAAAAGGCACCAGGGACUUGCAGAUGAAUUUACUCAAGCUCCCAAGUCUGUGGUGCCAAAAUGUGAUUGUGUCCAUAAACGGGGAGGCAGGUCUGUCCAGGCUGCUCUACCUAAUCCUGUAUUUUCUAGGGGAAUUUGAAAUGCUGCUUGUAUGAUUUUUUUUUUUCGGCAUGCUGUGUGGUUUUAAUGCACAAAGGCAGAAAACCAGCUGGGUUAUCCGGGGAGAUGAGGCUUGUCCUUUGAAGCACAAACCAACUAGUUCACUAGUCAGUUCUACCUCCAGCUCUUACUGUGGUGGGGCUGGAGCCUGUGUCCUUCUAGGAGACAGACAGACAGACCUUCUCCAGCCUCCUGUGGCUGGAGAUCUUCCCUCGGGCAGGUCCUCUCUUCAAAAGCAGCUAUUUCCAGCUAGGUGAUUCCACAUGUGAGCCGCUGAUAGCGUUUGAAAUUCAUCCUCUAGCUAGAAAUUCCGCUUGGGCGGGGGGGUGGGAAGUUGUGCGAAAGUCAGUUGGAAAUAAAAACCCCAAACCUAUGUGUUUUCUAAACAAACCCCCUGGAGGGUUUGGCUUUCAGUCAACUGUGGCUUUGAAGUCGUUGGGUGUCGAAGAGCACAGUUGUUUUUCACGGGGGUCGCUGUGUCCCUCCGGGGAGACCGUCGGCUCCGGUUUAACCGCGCUCCCGGUGCUGCUCGGUAACACCGCGGCUCUGCGGGCCGGCACACUCGAGUUCCUUCAAUUUGGGGUUUUUUGUUGUUUUUUUUUGUGACAAAACUGUAACGAAUAGCUGGGCAGACAAUGCUCUAAUAAAAGACUUAGAUCCUUGGAAUGCACAUAGCCAGAUUGCUCCCUUUUUUGGGGUGGAGUGGGUGUAAGGGGGUUGGGGGGGGAGUGAUUUUGGGGGCUUUUGGACUUAACACAAACUAACCAAUUUACAGCCGGUCCGGCUUUGCUUCCUGUUCAGUCAGAGCUGAAAAAGUGUCACUAACGAUGUAGUUACUACAGGUUUAACCGCCUCCCCUAGAACAGCUUUGCCUUCACGGCCAAGCUGCUGCGGCAACUCUACCACAGCCCCGAAAUCCCUGGUGCCCGGAGCCUCAUCCACGCGGUGGGGCUGAGAUUCCCCAGUGCAAGGUAAAACUGCUUUGAGAUGCCGCCUCACGGCUUCAAGGGAAGAUAUAUAUAUAUUUUCCUCGCGUUUUAACCUUCAGAUGAACAUAGAUGGCAUGUACCGUGCUUUUUGAACAGGCUGCUCACCCCCUGCCCACAGCCACGUAGGCGCACUGAACUGAGAUUCCCUCCUUCCCGUUACAGAUGUCGAGAUUCCCAACAGGGCGACUUAAUGUUGAGAUUGCACUUUUGAUUGACGGUGUGUGUGCGGUGGGACUCCUGUGAAUGGGUUGAAUCUGAAUUUUUCUAGACCUUGCAGUGAUACUGUGCUGCCUCCUGUGAGGGGCAAUUGCAAGAUUCCGGUAGCUUGAAUGACACUUGAUUUUUUUGGUUUAAAUGUCUUUUUUUUUUCCUACACCUGUAUCACUUGUCAUGCGAUGGGCUUGACAUAGACUCACUAGAUUCUUUAGAAUCUGUUACAAAUAAAUACAGUGUAUUCAAA